GACUCUUCUGCUUCGUAAACACACAGGUGAGUCUGAACAGAGGCACCCUGACAUUAACUGUUUGGUUGCACAUUGAAUGAACUUAAAGCAGUGAUCUAUAGUUUGAACCAAGAGAUUUGAUUGAGAGUUUGUUUGAGAAAUGCUUAUUUUUUCCUACUAUGGGAAGAAUUUAACACUUCUCUUUGACUUUGACAACAAGCAACAUGUCUGUUAUCCCCACCAGGUAACCACAGUGAUGAAGAUGCUGCUUGGUUUCUCUCUCUGCCUGGUCCUCCAUCUCCUCAGCUGCCUCAGUGGACCCGUGGAGAGCCGGACUCUGCAUGUGGACAGCUGUUCUGUCAACGUUCACAUUCAUGAACUGCGCAAAUAUUACUCGGAAAUCCGAUCAAAUGCUAUAUCUGGGGACGAUGACAUCGGAGUGAAACUUCUGGACAGAUCUCUCAUCAAAGAUGUUGAGGCGGGUCAGACUUGCUGUUUCCUGCGUCUCCUCCUGCGCUUCUAUGUAGAGAGGGUGUUCAGCAACUAUCCCACCUCUCAUCGGCAGCAGCAGAGGUGCUACAGCGCUCUGGCAAAUGCUUUUGUCAGCAUCAGGAGAGAUAUGCAUCAAUGUCACUGUCACUGUGAAGAGGAAACCCACAGAAGAAUCGACUCAUUGCACACAGAGUUUGACAAGCUACAGAUUCCUCAGGCAGCAAAGAAGGCAGUGGGAGAACUGGACACCAUACUGGACUGGCUUGAAGGACUGAGACAAACUGCACAAAUAUAAAGUUGUUGGACUGCUGCUGAGCAGGAGAUCCACAGCUUUUUCCAUGUCGUGCCAUUUUGCAUUUCUCUGUUUUAUACAUAAAUUAACUUAAAGCUGUAUUUAUAUUUUCUAUAUUUUUUUAACAUUUUUACCAUUUUUUUUCAAUGCUAUAUUUAUAAUAGAAGCCAACGUAGAAGUCUGGGCCCUCAUUAGAAAUGCAAAGCUACU
Molecule: messenger RNA, 973 nt
Organism: Cololabis saira (Pacific saury)
Lineage: Eukaryota; Metazoa; Chordata; Actinopteri; Beloniformes; Belonidae
Gene: il20
Product: interleukin 19 like
Exons: 5
Coding region: 140-766 (208 amino acids)
Source: RefSeq, a predicted model, not a curated record